Messenger RNA from Komagataella phaffii GS115, 351 nucleotides. RefSeq lists its product as uncharacterized. Gene Ontology annotation, molecular function: structural constituent of ribosome. The transcript has a single exon. NCBI's taxonomy places the organism in Eukaryota, Fungi, Ascomycota, Pichiomycetes, Pichiales, Pichiaceae. Bases 1 to 351 code for a protein of 116 amino acids. Gene Ontology annotation, biological process: translation. Gene Ontology annotation, cellular component: ribosome. The record is from RefSeq and is a predicted model, not a curated record.
AUGAACUGUAUCGAAUAUCUUCCAUUUCAACUUUUCACCUCUUUGGACAUGUUUCACAUAUUGUUUAACAAGACCCCGAUGACAGGUCGGAUGGCUCUUUCCGCCUCCACAAUUUCACAUUCUUCUCCGGUCCUUACAAUUACUCGAAACUUGCUGAAGACUCACCGGGCAACUUAUAAGAGAUGGAGAAAAACAGGCAAUGGAUACAAGAGAGGUCUCUCUGGAAGAAAACAUGGCAAUGCUGGGUGGUCUAACCGAGUGUUGGGAAAGCUGGUUGGUACGUGUCAGGCAACGUCUAGAGGAGCAGGUAAUCAAAAAGCUAGAUUAGCUAAACUCUUGCCCAAUCUAUAG